GAGUGCAAGGCAUUUGCGUUCUUUGCAUGGAAGUCCUAAUAAAGGUAUCUUCGUGUCCUCUGGCUGGGAGGGAGUGGAGGCUGGCUGGCUUGUUCCCUCCCUUUCCUUCCUUCCUUCUCUCUUCUGUCAGUUUCCUUGGGACUUGGACGCCUGAAGCUCCAGAUGUGGGGCGGAGUUGUCCCAGCAGCAGAGCCCACAACACCCCGGCCUGAGCCGCAAGUGCACUUUGUUCAGAGGGAGCUCAUUUUUGCCUUCCUCAGAGGCUGAGAGUGUGUGACUUACCAAUGAGCAAGGAUUUGAGCCUGAUCACCAGAGUCACAGCCCAACACUUGAAUAUCUUGUUGAAAACAGAAACCUAAUUCUGGAGAGCUAUCACUUCUAGCAGUACAUAUUUCAAGAAGCAGCAGGGAGGGAAACAAGCUAAUGAAGGAAACCUCUGGCCUUUGGACACAAAGAAACAAAUUGCUUGUCAGAAAACACCCUUGAGAAUGUUUACCUUCAAUAGCAAAUCCUUGUCAUUAUGAGCAAUUAUUUCUGGAGUUCAUUCAUUAAUGUUUCCUUCUUAAUUCUCUGCUCAUAUCUCCUAGAAGUACAGACUACACGAUUUCCUUAUUGGGAACCAGUGUUAGAAGAUUUAAAACAGAUCAUUAAAACUCCUCCAAAGAUUGAUACUUCAUUAUAUACUGCAAGCUACUUUGGUCAUUGCAAAAUAUCCGUGGUGAGAUGUUUUUAUCUUGAGAUGAAUGUGCUUUACUAUGAAGCUGGCAUUGGAGGAGACAGCAAUGUUUACAACAGUACGCAGCGGGUUUUGAGAACGAUUGAAAGAUUUUUAGAAGGCAAACAGGAGAAAGAAACAUCACAGUGCAAAGAAUGUGAAAAUUUUGAAGAAAAACAAUACACAGAAUUUAUAGAAGAUUUUCAGAAUAUUGUAAGGCAAUUUCAUAGAGAAGAGGAAUAGAAAAAGUACGUAAUUCCCCCCACAUCACAAGAAGGAAAUAAUUUCAGUUGUUUCCUAGAAGAAUGUAAUGUGAUCAAAAUGAAACAAGGAGUGCAAAGGCUUUGCUAACCUGAGAAUAAUCUUGCAGUUUCUUGGUCUUUAGGAUGCAUUACAGAGAUUGCCCAUUUAUAUAACAGAACUGAGACUAGCACAGCAUAAAUAAAUAUACGAGUUUUUCUUGGACAGUGGUCAACCCAAGUAACCUAAACAAUAAAAGUCAGGAGCAGAAGUACAAUAAUAGAAUCAUGGAGAUGUAAGGGGCUAUAAGGGCCAUCCAGUGCAAUCAGCAACCAAGCAGGAACACCCAAUCAAAGCACUCCUGACAGAUGGGCAUUUAGCCUUUGCUUAAAAACCUCUAGAGAUGGAAACUCCACCACACGAUGAGGCAGUGUAUUCCAUGUCUACAUGGACUCACCCUGACUUGACGCUCAUGACUAUCAUUGAAGAUUGCAUUUCAUCUCUUUGAAUUUGGUUUAAUCUGGGCUUCUGAGUUUUUAACAAGUACUAAUAACAGAAAACUUCUGAUGAAGCUACAUGGUGUGAAUCCAACAUAAGGAGCAAAAAUAUAUGAAGGAUAAAGAAUAGCAUGUCACAUAAAAAUAGUUUUUGAAUUUUAAAGUCAUAUUCCAAUUCAGUAUGUUCAUAAUGAUUCCAGAUGAUUAAAAGGAUCAUAAGCCGAUACUCAAACUCUCAGUAUAAUAAAAUGCAAUUAUAGGACAUAACUGGGGAAAUCAAUCAAGCUGUAUGACGAGAAAAUAUAUACAGACACAAGGAGAAGAAGAAAAGUGUGUAUUUGGUAUUCUAUCAACAUUUUAAAUAGUUGCACUUUAUUUGAAAUAGGGCUCUAUAAGAAAGUGAUUUGAACUAUGGAAUAAAUCCCAUGUGGAUACACUUGCAUAAGAUUGGGCUGUUUAUUUUUAAUGGUAUAUAUAAAUUUAGAAAUAAACAUUGGAAGCAAAUAUUGCUGAGCUUCUUUCUAAUCACUUCCUAUUUUCAGUAAUUGUAAAGUUCAGUAUGGGGCUUGUGUCUGUAUAAGUGUGCGAGAAAAUAAUUUGAGCAGAUAUGCAAUAUCCAUAUUCAACAGGGGGCUGUGAUGAUAUUAUUGCAUAGAAGGGUAAGUGGAGUGAUGAUUGUAUAUCAGGCACUCCCUGUGGAAAUUGGGAUACUAGUUAGGAAGUACCAAUACACAUGGGUAAAGCGCUAGAUGUAUAUUGGGACACUCUUUUAGUGUUCUUUCGUAAUUCAGUACUUAGUCUUGUAGCACCUCUGCUACAUGGCUAAGUAUGUAUAAAGUUAUGCAAGGGAGACCACACCAUAGAACAGUGAUCAUUACUAUUAUUUUCCCUUCUCAUAAGUGUAUAAUCACACAAGAAUAAUAAUAAGCAAUUAAGAUUAAAAAUGGGCGAAUUAAUUUAUGGUUGUUGCUAAUGAUAACACCUAUUCCCACAAAAUUUUCUCUUUAAUUUUUAAAAAUACAUACAUACAUACAUACACACACACCCAAACCAUAAUUUUGCAGUUUUAUAUAAAGGAUGCUAUUUUACCCACACCAUUGUAUAUAAUGGGACUUGAGAAUUUGAGAAUCUAUAGAUAUUCCUGGAAUCAUAGACUACAAAGGACCCAUUGUUCUGACCUCUGCGUAAAGUAGUGUGGGACUAGGUUUUAUGCCCCAAAUCCACUUGGUCUCUUCCAUAUAUGCAAGGUUCCCUAUAAAGGUGUUUGCAUAUAUUUUCUCAAUGCCUGCAUUUAGAGCCUUAUCACAUGAGCCUUCUCUCCCAUUGUAAUUGCAUUGUCUAUAAAAAUGAUAUAAAAUCACAAUUGCUGUCUCUCCUUGGCCAAUAUAUGGACCAUUUGAAAAUUUCAGCAUCUGUUAGUACCAAAACCUUAAUGGACACAGUCUAACUUCCCACUAGACUCUAACAUUAUCUCCAUCCCUGAAGUUCCAGUAAUGAAGAGACGGAACACAAGCAAACCGACCCCUACUUGAGUCCAGUGCCUAUUAAAGGUUCUUGUUGGAGGACUCUCCCUCUCUCCUCUCAUUCCUCCCCAUAUUUUGCAGUUAUGGCAUUAUGAAAGCAAGCUCAGGAAUUAUCCAUACAUGGAAAGGGGCAAGUAGAAAGUCAAAGCCAAAUCCUGUCUUCUCUCUUGUGUUUCCUUUCCACCACCAGUCCUAUGCGUUCCAAUCCUAAAGCAGCACUGGUGUGCAUGUGUGCAUAUGUAUGCCUGUGUGUGUGAGAGAAAAUGGGGCAUUACCACACCAUAGCAUUGUAUUGUUGUGGCAACAAAGACUCCAGAAAGUGGCAGGAUAUCUCACCCAAAGCACAUUCCCAUUAACCACCCAAAAUCUGCAUAGCAGCACAAUUGAACUUUCAGAGAGAAAAUAAUAUAGUGUGACAGAAGCAGAAAAGGGGUUCAAUAAAAGAUUCCUUUUGUGUGUUAGUAAUAAGAAUCACAAAUGCAUAUUAAAAAUAUUUCAAGUUGUAAUGAAUGAGAAAGACUUGCAUGUAAAAAAGCCAUGUGUACACAUCUGCACUUAUGUGUACGUAAGAGCUCUCUCUCUCUCACUCUCUCACUCUCUGUGUGUGUGUGUAUACACACACAGACACACAGAGCAAGAGCAAUAAGUAUUUGAGGCAUGAAGUGUUCUUUCUUUGGUCUACAUUAACAUCCUAUACCAUGACCUGCUUUCCUAGCAGAAUUUACAGUGGCAUUGCAGCCAUAUAUGUUGAGCUAUGAGUAUAAACAACGAUGAGGAUUUUUCUCAAUGCUUUUUACCAGAUAUGUGCAAAGUGUGAAAUACUAUUCUGCAGAGGAAGAAAGGAAACAUUGGCUAUUGUAUUUUGUACAUAAGUUUGGUCAAAAGCAAAAUGUAGUAUUCCAUUUGUCUAGACUAGAUUCAUAGUGCUUUCAUGGUAAAGAAAAUACUAUGUAUUGAUUUUUGUUUUAAAAAAAUUGUGCUACUAAUGAAUUGAAAAAAUUCCAAGCUAUAUAUUUGAAAAUUGAGCAUUUAUUACACAUUAAUUUUUCAUAACAAAAAAGUAAAUAAAUGUACGCAGAACUACGUGUUGAACACAAUGUAAAAAAAAUAUAUAUAUUUCAGAGGGGUUUUUUGUGGAAAAAAGGUCACUGUAAAUAUAAUAAAUAUUGUACUGAAUAUAUCUAUUGUCUGUGUUUUUAAAGAAAAUAAAAUUACCCACAUUCUUAUGUUC
Messenger RNA from Anolis sagrei ordinatus, 4206 nucleotides. The record is from RefSeq and is a predicted model, not a curated record. NCBI's taxonomy places the organism in Eukaryota, Metazoa, Chordata, Lepidosauria, Squamata, Anolidae.